AUGCCCAGUUACAGCUUUUUAUCAUUCCGCAAAGGCGCUGCUUGGUCGUGUCACCGCGAUCUACUACCCGAAUGGAUUACAGUAUUUAUAGCAUUUGGCCUUUUUAUGGCUCUUGAAUUUAAAACUCCAUUUAUGCGCAUGUUUUCGCUUUCAGACCUUGAUAUUCAACAUCCAUUUGCAAAAACUGAGCGCGUGCCAGUAUGGGUUCUUGGUAUACUUGCAAUUGUAAUUCCUGUGUUAAGUUUCAUUGGAGGGUCGUUUUUGUCCUCUUUUAAGCGAUAUAAGUUUGUGCUCUUUCAUGUUUCUCUUCUAGCCUUUGCUAUUUCUGUUCUCAUGAAUGGGUUUGUGACCAACUUUCUCAAGGUUUAUAUUGGCCGCCCUCGUCCAGAUUUUCUUGCAAGAUGCCAGCCUGCUGAAGGCACAGACCAAGAAGGUCUUGUUGAUGUCAGUGUCUGCACAACUACAGAUAUGAGCAGUCUUAAAGACGGUUUCAAAAGUUUACCCUCAGGUCACGCAUCAAUUUCUUUCUCAGCUUUUUACUUUUUAUCGCUUUGGAUGGCUGGGCAGCUCAAUGUGUUUAGCCCUAAUGCACCUAACUCAACAAAUGGAACAUCACUUAAGGCCAUUGUCAGUUCCUAUCCUAUCCUGCUUGCAACAUAUGUUGCUAUCUCGCGCACAGAAGACUAUAGACACCGCGGGAGCGACAUUAUUGCUGGCUCGCUGCUUGGUGGUAUUAUUGCAUGGAUUUCCUACCGCCUUUUUUUCCCCGCUUUGGCCGCUCCAGACUGUGAAACGCCUUAUGUCCUGCGCCAGGUCUUAAUGGAGGAAAUUACGGACAAUGAUGACUAUCAAUCUUCAGGAGAAACGCCGCGCUUCCAAUCAACGCCGUACGUUCCUCCGCGCUUUGAAAACACAAGCACUCUCAGUAAUAGACUUGAUUCCUCGCGGUUACCACAAGGCUCAGAACCACCACUGCAAGAACGCGAGUUGACUGAUUUUGAUGUCACAAACAAUGUUUAA
Molecule: messenger RNA, 1020 nt
Organism: Magnusiomyces paraingens
Lineage: Eukaryota; Fungi; Ascomycota; Dipodascomycetes; Dipodascales; Dipodascaceae
Exons: 2
Coding region: 1-1020 (339 amino acids)
Biological process (GO): phospholipid metabolic process
Molecular function (GO): phosphatidate phosphatase activity
Source: RefSeq, a predicted model, not a curated record